GUCACAAUGUAGUGAGUCAGGAGCUUGGGACUGGUUUGUCCCACAGGCCCAGGGCCUGUGUAGAACCUCCUAAGGCCGGCCUGCAGUGACAGAUCCACCAAAACGGAGGCCAGCUAACCUGCUGCCACUGAGGUUUGGGUGCACCUGACCGGAUGUUCGCCUCAGUGGCCAUGUGCUUCCAGGAAGGCUAACUUGACCACACCCAGCCUCACCCAGCCAGUGACUGCCUUCUCGGUGGGCUUGUCGCCUGAUUCCAGCCCAUGAGACCCAUUGGUGUUCUGCUGCAGAGCUUCUGAGACAGGCUGCUGACAUCCACCAACAAGAAAUGGGCUCUCUUCCUACAGUUGCUUUCCUGUCGAGAUAGAUCCAAGCCAGUCUGCAGGUGUAUGGCUUACGUGUCACCCAGGCUCAGAGCUUUCCUCUCCGAACCCAUGGGAGACAAAGAUGUUGCUUGCAUAGAUGGGAUCAGCCAGGCGCUUGCCGACACUUUAGUCGCCAAAGGUUUCAGCAAGGCCUACAUCCUCUUGGGGCAGUUCCUUCUGAUGCACAAGAACGAAGCUGCGUUUCAGAACUGGAUCAUCUACUGCUGCGGUGCCACUGAGUGUGAGGCCAAGAGGAGCUCCAAAUGCCUGAAGGAGUGGUGCACCUGCUUCCUGUAGACACCUGGCCAGGACCUGGAGUCCAGAAAAAAGGACUUUUUCCAGGACUCAGUCAAAGACAUUGGCUCAGCCGGCUCGGUCGGGAAGACUGGUUUGGAUGAGAAUUAGAGAGCUGUGGAAACUGCAGUGGGCGGGGAGGGGUAGGCAGGGACGACCCCAGGUCUCCCCACCCCCACGGGAAGUAGGGCUGAGCAAAGCAUGGGUGCAGACAGCACUGCAGCUCCUGAACUGCCUGCCUUCCCAGCUGCCCAUCAGCCUCUGAGGCUGGUCUGCCUUGUUGACCAGUUGCCUAGUCCAGGGUUAUUUUCUCCUAAGUGUCUCAUUGCCUGUUUUGCUUUUUUGCGUCCUCAGCACCAUCAACACACACACCCUCCGUGCUCCUAAGUCUGUCUGUGGAGUAUAGACGGGGAAUGGAGCCAGCUGCUGUGGAUCCGAGUGACUCCCCAGUGCUCCCCUGCUGGCUUCUCCCCAGCCCUGGCAAGCUACAGGGAGGGGAACGCUCCUGGGAAGACGUCUCUGGGUUCUGUCUCCGGGUGGAGGGCAAGUAUCACC
This is a messenger RNA of Ochotona princeps (American pika), 1211 nucleotides long. It is a transcript of the gene BANF2, whose product is annotated as BANF family member 2. The record is from RefSeq and is a predicted model, not a curated record. Lineage: Eukaryota; Metazoa; Chordata; Mammalia; Lagomorpha; Ochotonidae. The transcript is spliced from 5 exons. Bases 387 to 659 code for a protein of 90 amino acids. Gene Ontology annotation, molecular function: DNA binding.